GCGCCAUGGAGGGCGGCGGCAACUCCAAGGGCACGGGCCUCGGCGGCCUCUUCGGCGCCGGCGGGGUAGGGUACUCCCACGCCGACCUGGCGGGGGUACCAUUAACUGGAAUGAGUCCUUUGUCCCCGUACUUAAACUUGGACCCCAGGUAUCUAGUACAGGAUACAGAUGAGUUUAUCUUGCCCACAGGAGCCAACAAAACUCGAGGCAGAUUUGAGCUGGCCUUUUUUACCAUUGGAGGAUGUUGUAUGACAGGGGCAGCAUUUGGUGCGCUGAAUGGUUUGCGACUUGGCUUGAAGGAGACGCAGAACAUGGCGUGGUCAAAACCUAGAAAUGUACAAAUUCUAAAUAUGGUGACAAGGCAAGGAGCGUUAUGGGCUAACACUUUGGGAUCUCUGGCUCUACUUUACAGUGCGUUUGGAGUCAUCAUUGAAAAAACGCGAGGUGCAGAAGAUGACCUGAACACCAUAGCUGCUGGAACCUUGACAGGAAUGCUAUACAAAAGCACUGGUGGAGCGCGUGGGAUAGCACGAGGUGGUAUUGCAGGUCUGACACUUACUGGCCUCUACGCUCUGUAUAACAACUGGGAGCACAUGAAAGGCUCCAUAGCCCGGCAGUCCCUCUGAGCAGGGCAGCCAGCGCUGGAAGGAGGACACGCUUGCAUAGUCACCAAUCAAAUCAGUUGCGAGAUCUGUCUGGUGCCCCUUCCUAUUUUAUUUACAAUUCGUGUGAAACCGAAGGAAUCUAUGCUGGGAGGAACCUCUUGACAUCAUGUAGCUGGACUGGCCCUUUCCUUCCUGCCAGCCAGUCGCUGGAGAGGCAGCAAUACUCGUUGGACCUGCAAGUGAGCGAAGUGGCCACCAAGAUAGAGUCUCCUUGACACGCUCACCAGCUAGCCCUGGGCCAGAGCUACGAGGCAUGCUCAAGUCCCAUAGCUGUACCUGCUGCGCUACCAGGUUUGUUUGGUUGCGUGUACUACAACGAUAGCACUGCGUAAUAAAGUCUGUGUCUAUAGA
This is a messenger RNA of Gavia stellata (red-throated loon), 1016 nucleotides long. RefSeq names its product mitochondrial import inner membrane translocase subunit Tim23. NCBI's taxonomy places the organism in Eukaryota, Metazoa, Chordata, Aves, Gaviiformes, Gaviidae. Gene Ontology annotation, molecular function: transmembrane protein transporter activity. The transcript has 7 exons. Bases 6 to 626 code for a protein of 206 amino acids. The record is from RefSeq and is a predicted model, not a curated record. Gene Ontology annotation, cellular component: TIM23 mitochondrial import inner membrane translocase complex; mitochondrial inner membrane. Gene Ontology annotation, biological process: protein import into mitochondrial matrix.